UAAAGAUUGGAGGUUGUUUUCAAAGUCAGCCUCUAUCUCUUUGGCUUUCUGUGAACCUCCCACUUGAAUCGUUAAGUCUUGACGUACUAUUUCAGGAAGCAAUAUGGUACUUUGUUUUAUUACCAGGCCCAAACAUUAAGUCCAUAUCCCAAGAUGCAGUGGUGCAGGUGGGCUGGCAGUUGGAGAUCACACCUACAAAGACAGUCCGCAGGACCAGAGACAGAGGACUCUUUCGACUUUCUCUUCAAAAUCAUCCUAGUCGGGGACUCAGAUGUAGGGAAGACCUGUGUGGUCCAGAGCUUCAAGUCUGGCAUAUUCAUAGAGAAGCAGCAGAACACCAUAGGGGUUGACUUUACUGUUCGCACGCUGGACAUUGAUGGCAAGAAAGUAAAGAUGCAGGUGUGGGACACAGCUGGACAGGAGCGUUUUCGCACUAUAACUCAAAGCUACUACCGCAGUGCACAUGGGGCCAUGGUAGCCUAUGACAUCACACGGUGCUCCACAUUUGAAUCUGUUUCCCAUUGGAUCAGGGAAGUGGAGCAUUUUGGAGCUGCAGGCGUGGUGCUGAUCCUCAUUGGUAACAAAUCAGACCUUCAUGCUAAGCGGCAGGUGUUGUUCGAGGAUGCAUGCACUCUAGCGGAAAACAACAGUGUGCUAGCUGCUCUGGAAACAUCAGCUAAGGAAGCGCAGAAUAUUGAGGCAGCCUUCAUCCUCAUGGCCCGGGAGCUGCUGGCUCGUAACGGCACGACCAUCACGGAUGAGCUCUCUCAAGAUUCACAACAAUUCAUGUUGAAUAACAGCACUCACACAGUCAAUGGCCCUGAGUCUUCAGAUAAGAAGUGUGGGUGCUGAGUUGUCUGAGGAGGGUGCAUUUUGUUUAAGACAUCAGCCUGAAGUUCUAUCAAUGCAGUAUGUGCAAUGUGUGUGAAUAUAAGUUUUGUAUAUAUUAUUUUGACUUGAAAUAUUUAUACAUUAGGGUCAGUGACACAGGUGUUUAACAAUGGUUGCUUUUUAAAUAUAUUUUGUAAUAUUCUGCUGCUGAAUGUGAUGUUGACUCCAGCUUUACACCCCAAAGCUCUGUUGGAGGACUCUGAUUGCACACAGUGUUUCACUUGACAAGAGGCAAUUUGUGUCUGCCAUCCUUUUUAAUGUUCUGUCAUAUAGUAUGGCUUUUACAGAGCUUUAGCAGAGGUCCACAGUAUGAACCUGUAUUUUAAGUCCAUUGCUAUUUGGACAUUGUUAAACCUUUCUAUGAAAAUACAAAAAAACAACAAUGUUUGCAAUUAACCCUUGUGCUGCAACUGUUCUUCCAUGUUUAUUAUCUCCCACCUACAGACAGACAUUUAAAAGACUUCCAGAGCUAAAACCCAUCCAAUAAAAAUAGCAUCUAUAUCUUUUCUGUUGAAA
Molecule: messenger RNA, 1407 nt
Organism: Notolabrus celidotus (New Zealand spotty)
Lineage: Eukaryota; Metazoa; Chordata; Actinopteri; Labriformes; Labridae
Gene: rab19
Product: ras-related protein Rab-19
Exons: 5
Coding region: 154-852 (232 amino acids)
Cellular component (GO): trans-Golgi network
Molecular function (GO): GTP binding; GTPase activity
Source: RefSeq, a predicted model, not a curated record